GCCGCUCCUUCCGGAAGUUCCGUGUUUGUCCGUUGGAGAUAUAAAUAUUAUCAUGGCGUCGGUGACUUUUCGCGACUGUUUUCUCUGCGUUUCUGCUUUAAUUACCUUCGUGUCCGUGUUCGUGACCGGUGCAGACUUCGUUCGCUUCGUGUCGUUUCGUGCCAUCUAUCACAACCUGAGCGGGGCCGCGCCUCUGUGUCGAGACUCUGUGCCCUGGUCCGUGGCUCUGCGGGAUGUGGUGGUGCUGAAGGCGGUAGCUGUGGAUGUUUUCCUUCUGGUCCUCUUCAGUGUCCAGCACAGUCUGCUGGCCUGGACUCCGGUGAAGCAGGUCUGUCAGAAAGUGUUUGGGGUUUUAUCCAGAUCCGUGUACUGCUUCACCACCGCCGCAGCACUGCAGAUGUUGAUGCAGUACUGGCAGCCGGUCACCAGCGCCCCCUGCCUGUGGUCAGUGCGCACUGCACCCUGGGAUAUCUGGUUCCCGCUCAUCUGUUUCAUCUUACACUUCCUGUGCUGGGCCAUCAUCUGCAGUAUCCUGCUCAUCUUCGAUUAUCCCGAACUACUGGGCAUCAAACAGGUGUAUUAUGAGUGUCUGGGUCUGGGCGACCCUCUCCUGCUGAAGUCUGAACGAGCGCAGCGGCUCUACGCUCACCUCAGGCAUCCCGUCUGUGUGGAGCUGCUCACGGUGCUCUGGCUCCUCCCCACGUUCCCGCUGGACCGGCUCCUGCUGGCCGUGUACCUGUCCGUUUACCUGAUCCUCGCUCACUCGCUGGACACCCAGGACUGCAGCUACCUGCGCCGCCAGCUCCGCAGCAAACUGCAGCUCUUCUCCGCACCACUGGAGGGCAGCGAUCAGAGCCCCAGCACCAAUAAGACCGACUGAAGGACAGUUAUGGUCAAAUAAUAGUGUAAUGCUGCCUUCACCGUUGUCACUUAGAAAAUCAUUUUAAUAUUUCUGUUCACUCAAAAAGAUUUAUCACUAGUGCAACCGAACGAACAGCAAGUGAUGCAGAUGUAGUGAGUAACUGAGCAGCAGAGAAUGAUGGGAAAUGUAGUUUUGUUGCACAAGCAUCUCAAAACCAACUAUAUUGUAGUUCUUCAACAGUCAACAAAAUGCACACAAACUAAAUUGUGCUGUUAACAGUUAAAACUAAUUAGAAUAAAAAUUAAAUAGCUUGCACCUUGAUGCUUUAAUUGUCCUGCCACUUUCUGACUUUGGGUGACAUAUGGUCAUACUGAUGUGACUUGAAGGCAGCAUUACAAUUAAAGCUAUGUUUGGGAUGAAAUACUAGAAUACUGCAUAAUACACACUAUAAUCUGUCCAAAAUAUAUAUAUUUUUUUUAAAGUACUUGAAACAUUAUUUGCAUGCAUCAACUUCAGAAUGCAAAAUGUGAUAAUAAAUGCAGAAUAUUGCAUUUCUUAUCAUUACUAUGCAUUUUAUAUGGUAAAACAAAGCUUUUUGAAUCAUUUGAACCAAUUGCUUUGCAAAAUGAUUAACCUUUUUGUCCCCCAGAGCGCUCAAAACAACUUGUGUGAACGCUAACUACGGCCAAAUAUACAUAAACCCCUUUUAUAAACCAGUUGCAAACUACAGUCUGAAUGCAGUUAACACAUCAAAUAUCUCUCUAUAUAAUAAAACAUGUAUAAUAUUGAUCUGAGAUCAGGUAAAAACCAUAGCUCAUCUGAAAUGUUUUGAAACCGUGAAAUCGAGACUUUAGCAGUUUGGUAUUUGCUGGUUCAAAACAAAUGAUUCACAAAAGCUUCAAAUCUUCAAUUAAAUGUUUAAUUCAGCAAGUGUUGGCCACUUAUCUCGGAAAUUAAUAUGUUUAUUGUGUAUUUUUGAGCAAUAUGACAGUAUGCCACUCCAAAAUCUGCCAGUAUUUGAAGUCUUCAUCCUUUAUGUUAAUUUUUUUUCUAUCUGCAGUGUUUACUAUAACUUUCAAAAAUUAGCAUUUACAAAUGAAUAGUUAUAUAGAUAGCCAAUUUACUUGGGGGGAAAACAAAGACAGAUUGGAUGAAGUUUUUUUUUUGGUCAUUUGUAUCUUUUUGUACAACCAGAGUUUUGCAUCUUAAUGCAUGUUUUUAUAUAACACAUUUAUUUUUGCAAAUACUUUAGCAUCGCACAACUAAGAGGUGAUGGGGUCAAUGCUGUGUUAUUUACCGAGCUCCUGUGUUUUUCAUGAUUAAGUGUCAUACUACUGCAAAACAUGCCUUUAUUUUAUGGAAAUGUUCAAUGCUUGAAGCGUGUUUACAUAAAGACCUCAGAAUUUGGUACAGAAUGUAUUUUUAUAUGGUCAAUAAACUUGAAAUUACUUUUGUAGAAGUAUGAAAAAAUGCACUGUUGUUUGUUAGAGCUAAAAACCGUUAAUAAACUUUGUUUAUUGACUUGAUUAUGGCUUUUUUCUGUACCAUAAUGUGUGUUUUAUAAGGUUAUCAAAUUUGCUAAAUAAUGCGGAAUAAAUAAAAUGCUGCAAGAAA
This is a messenger RNA of Carassius gibelio (silver crucian carp), 2476 nucleotides long. It is a transcript of the gene nrm, whose product is annotated as nurim. Bases 53 to 880 code for a protein of 275 amino acids. The record is from RefSeq and is a predicted model, not a curated record. Lineage: Eukaryota; Metazoa; Chordata; Actinopteri; Cypriniformes; Cyprinidae. Gene Ontology annotation, cellular component: nuclear membrane. The transcript is spliced from 4 exons.